Alnus glutinosa is the source of this 3004-nucleotide messenger RNA. RefSeq lists its product as uncharacterized. The coding region runs from base 819 to 1577 and encodes 252 amino acids. The record is from RefSeq and is a predicted model, not a curated record. The transcript has 3 exons. NCBI's taxonomy places the organism in Eukaryota, Viridiplantae, Streptophyta, Magnoliopsida, Fagales, Betulaceae.
UGUGCAUCUAAAUGCUAGAUAAUUACUUUUCUCAUGCGAUGAUUUCGUGCACUAUCCAAGGCUCCCCUAAGUGUGGAGUGUCCAGACGGUCACUCUUGGCGUCCGGACGGGUGGAGCUUAGUCGUCCGGAAGGGAUCAAGUUACGUCCGAACGCCCGCAGCAACCAACGGCCGUAUGGUAAGGAUACUCGUUCGGACGCACGCGACCUGUCUGCAUGGUUCUGAGGCAGCGUGCAUCCGGAUGGCAAUAAUACACCGUCCAGACGGGGACCCCACAGGCCCUAUAAAUAGCUGGUCGCCGCAUAUUCUCUCUAUCCCACCAAAAAGUUUCCUUUUGGCAUCUUAUGAGUUAUUUCUUGCGAGCUUUUGGCUUUAUCUCCCUGUUUCUUGUCUUUUUGUGCAUUCCUCUCACAUUCCAGCAUCAUGUCUGCAGUCAGUUCUCAGCGCAGGGUCCGCCUGAGGACAGAGGAAGAUAGAAGCGCACUACAAGCCAAAAUCAUGGACUGUACAGUCAUUGCCGAGUGCAAUGUGGUUCACUCUGACAUCAUGGUGCCUCCUCUGGAUAGUAUUUAUGACAUUAUCUAGACUUAUCAUUGGGGAUAUCUUUACACCUGUGCCUGUGUUGUCCUCACCAGGCUUGUCAGACUCUUCUAUGCCAACCUAGAGGUGGCGCAGGACGAUGACAGUGGGUUGGUACUUCAGUCCACUGUUGACGGGCAUAUCAUCAUUGGUGAUCCCCAUAUCAUCAGUCACUUCAUCGGAGUACCAGUCCUUGAGUUGCUCGGAAAUCCUUAUAAUGAGGCGGUGCUUCCUCCCUUUAUGGACGAUCUUCGAGAGUUCUUCCAUGCAGUUCCACAGGGUGAAGAGCGUGGUACCACUAUCCGGAUCAGCGCAUCGUCUCCUUCUCAUCGCUUGCUGGCCAAAAUAGUUCAGCACAACCUAUGGCCAAUUGUCAGGCGCAGUGACCUGAUUCUGAAGAAGGCCAAGUUCGUUUAUGCCAUCCAUCUCCGCUUGCCUUUCUGCCUGUGCAAGCAUAUUUUGGGCGUUAUGUUAGAGACCCAUGAUGAGGGUAAUAGCGGUCUCCCCUUUGGCUGCCUACUCACUCAGAUCAUUCUUCAGUCGGGAAUCAACAUUAUUGGAGAACCUAAGAUGAAGAUUCAGCAGCCUAUCAGCAAGCAGACUUUAAUGAAGUCUAAUGUACAGCUGCGGAGAGAUGACUCUGAUGAUGAGGUGCCUAUACCUGCUGCUAUGCCAGUCAGCUUUCCAGACAUAGCUUCAUCCUCUCAGACCGUCCUGCCUUCUGAGUCGGAAGUCAAUUAUUCUCAGAUAAUGGAGGCCUUAACUGCCAUUCAGGGAGGCAUGAGCACCAUGCAGCUCUCUAUGACCUCCACGCAGCAGUCCAUCACUUCUAUGCAGCAAGAGGUGCACUCCAUCAACAAGCGUGUGGAGCAGAAUCAGCUAGAUUUCAAAGAGUGCCUCAACUAUCAUCAUCCUGACAGUAGUGAUGAUGAGGAUGUUGUGCCUAGGACUGCACCCAACUUGAGUUUUCCUUUGUUUUGUUGUCUUUUUGUUGUUUAAGACAUUUGGUUUAUAUUUUGCUAUGUUUUGUUGACUUGUGAACUAAUAUUACUCUGUUUACCCUGGUCCUUCUGAGACCGUUAGGAGGAGUAAUUUUUAUUGCAGUUUGUUUUUUUUAUUACUCUGUUUUACCCUUUGUCCCUUUGUGACAAAAAGGGGGAGUAAUUUUUAUUUUUGGACCGGGAAUGUAUUUCCAAACCAGUCAAGUGAUUUUUGUCCCAGAAUGGCCAAAGGGGGAGUUUGUUAGUUUGUGAUUCGCCUCAUUCUGAUUGGACAAAAUCACUUGUAUGUAAAGAUGCUUUUCACAGGGAUUCCACUAUUCUAUGCUUCAGAAGAUUCUGCACUGCCUGCAAAUCAGAAGAUUUUUGGUUCCCUGUCAAUCAUCCAGGCAACGUGUCAUCCCGUCCGGACGCUCAUCGGUCCACAGUUCCAUCCAUCCGGAUGACGUGCCAUUCCAUCCGGACGCCCGACAGACCAAGCAUCAUUCGUCCAAACGACGUGGAUUUCCGUCCGGACCCUCCACUGAAUUGUGAAGCUUCAAUUCCAACUUGCAUCCGUCCUAACGACGUCCAGUGAUCGAUCAGCUUCAGAUUAUCUUUCCAAGUUCAAAUAAGGGAAGAUUGAUGCAACCAUCCGGAUGACGUGGAUUCCCGUCCAGACGCGCUCAUACAUAAGGCAAGAAUCGCAAUUCAAAUACAACCGUCCGAAUGUCAGUCAGCUUGGCCCGGACGCACGUUCAACAGAUAUGGAAAUUGCGUAUUCAACUUCAAUCGUCCGGACGCCUGCCGAUACAUAGACCGGACGCGCGCUAAACAGAUAUGGAAAUUGCAUGUUGAAGAUCAAUCGUCUGGACGGCCAUCCCCCUUGGUCUGGACGCGCAAAACCUUAUAUGGAAAUUACUUGCAGUGGACGUGUGACCGUCCGGACGCGUCUUUCAAAUAAGAAAGAUUUUCAGCAAAAAUCUCAGUAUUUUCUGUUGCACAAUUGUCCGUCCGGACGGCUCAGGUUCACCAUCCAGACGGCGUCCGUACUUAUCACAGUAGUCACCCAUUUUAAGCCUCAUCCUAUAAAUAGAGGCCUCUGGGCAUUGAGAACUGCAAGAAUUCGGUAUUGAAUUCCAUCAGAGCUUAAAGACUUAUUUUGUGAGGUUAUUGGAGCUAAUUUGUUCUCUCUCAAGCCAUUGCAAGUGUGCUGUUGCUGUGCUAUAACUGAAGUCUAUCUUAGGGGUCGGCCUUAAGGUAAAUGAUUCCAUUGAACACCCCUUCAGGUAGGAGACCUGGUUGGGAGGCAUUCGUGUUGGGUUACACGUUAGAGAGCAAGGUACGACCACUGCAUCAGGGGUAUGUGAGUGUUAUUAUCUUGUAUCUAGUCUUGUCUUCUGAAUAGUGGAUAUCCUGGAUUUGGCUACCCCGGAGUGGUUUUUCUCA